This is a messenger RNA of Closterium sp. Naga37s-1, 1029 nucleotides long. Lineage: Eukaryota; Viridiplantae; Streptophyta; Zygnematophyceae; Desmidiales; Closteriaceae. The record is from the annotation of a GenBank genome assembly.
AUGGCUAGCCCUCCUGUACUAGCUUUCGAUGCUGAGGGCCGCCCAGUGAAGUUUGACACCUGGCUCGAUGACCUGCACCUAUUCCUACAGCUCACUGCCAAGGAAGACAUCUCAUUGUACGAUCACGCCUUAGGCCAUGCCACUGCCCCUGCUGCUACUGCUGACAGCACUACCCGCUCACAGUGGCAGACUCGUGACGCCCACGCUCGCUUUGCUAUUCGCAACUCCCUGCCGAUAGAUGAGCGCGAGCACUUUUGCCAGCACAAGACUGCACAGGCACUGUACACUGCUGUCAUUGCCCGCUACUCCUCACCUGCCUCUGCCGCACUAGGCCGUCUCUCACUCCCCUACCUAUUCCCCGACCUGUCCUCUUUCCACACAGUCGCUGACCUCAUCACGCACCUCCGCACUAGUGAGGCCCGCUUCCGUGCCGCUAUGCCCGAUGAGUUUCUUGCCAAGAACCCCCCCCUGCUCUGGCUCACUCUCUACCACCUAGUCACCCGCCUCCCUGACACUCUGCGUGCAGUCAGGGACCACUUCCUAGCUCGCUGCCCCACUGAGCUCACCAUUGCCCUCCUCGAGAAGGAACUACUUGCAGCUGAGGCUAGCAUAGUCGCUGUAGCCUCUGCUGCUGCUGUCGACCUCCUUGGUGCUGAGAAGGUCGGGACUGCGUCCGCUCCGAGCUGGCGCCGCAGCGGCAAGGGCAAAGGGGGCAAGGGAGGCGGAGGUGACGGCGGGGGAGGCGGUGGUGGGGCGGUGGCGGCGGUGCGGGUGGUGGUGGGGCUGGAGGGACCAGUGGCAGCGGUGGGGGUGGUGGCGGCAGUGGCGGGGGAGGUGGCAGGGGCGGGGGCGGUGGUGGUGGCGGCGGUGGACGCGGAGGCGGCAGGGGCGGUGGUGGACGGGGUGGCAGCGGCGGAGGUGGUGGUCGUGGAGGCGCCGGCGAUGGCCAGAGCCAGCAGCAGACUCCGUCGCCCCAGGAGCUUCGUGAGUGGUACUCUCAGCACGGAGGGGGGGGGGGGGUGGACUUAG